Molecule: messenger RNA, 1382 nt
Organism: Struthio camelus australis
Lineage: Eukaryota; Metazoa; Chordata; Aves; Struthioniformes; Struthionidae
Source: RefSeq, a predicted model, not a curated record
AUGCAGAAGGUCUUCUCAUCUCACCCCCUCCCUGCCUCCUGCAGUGGCCAGUUUGCCAUCGUGCGGAAGUGCCGGGAGAGGAAGACGGGCCUGGAAUACGCGGCCAAAUUCAUCAAGAAGCGCCGGCUGUCGUCGAGCCGGCGGGGCGUGAGCCGCGAGGAGAUCGAGAGGGAGGUGGACAUCCUGCGGGAGAUCCAGCACCCCAACAUCAUCACGCUGCACGACAUCUUCGAGAACAAAACGGAUGUGGUGCUGAUCCUGGAGCUGGUCUCAGGCGGUGAGCUCUUCGACUUCCUGGCCGAGAAGGAGUCCCUGACAGAGGAGGAGGCCACCCAGUUCCUCAAGCAGAUCCUGGACGGCGUGCACUAUCUGCACUCCAAGCGCAUUGCUCACUUUGACUUGAAGCCAGAGAACAUCAUGCUGCUGGACAAGAACGUGCCAAACCCUCGCAUCAAACUCAUCGACUUCGGCAUCGCCCACAAGAUUGAAGCUGGGAACGAGUUCAAAAACAUAUUUGGGACCCCGGAGUUUGUAGCCCCGGAAAUAGUGAACUACGAACCGCUGGGGCUGGAGGCCGACAUGUGGAGCAUUGGGGUCAUCACGUACAUCCUGCUGAGCGGAGCCUCCCCCUUCCUGGGGGAAACGAAGCAAGAGACCCUGACCAACAUAUCCGCCGUGAACUACGACUUCGACGAGGAGUAUUUCAGCAACACCAGCGAGCUGGCCAAGGACUUCAUCCGGCGCCUGCUUGUCAAGGAUCCCAAGAAGCGGAUGACUAUAGCUCAAAGCCUGGAGCAUCCUUGGAUUAAGGUGAUCAAGAGGAGGAACGUCCGCAACGAAGACAACGGCAAGAAGCCCGAGCGCCGCCGGCUGAAGACCACGCGCCUGAAGGAGUACACCAUCAAAUCUCACUCCAGCAUGCCGCCGAACAACACCUACAUCAACUUUGAGCGCUUCUCCAAGGUCAUGGAAGAGGUGGCCACGGCUGAGGAGAGCCUCCGGGAGCUGGAGAGGAACAAGAAGUCCUUCCGGGAGGACAUCGAGGCCCUGCUGUCCAUCUACGAGGAGAAGGAGUCGUGGUACAAGGAGGAGAAUGAAAGCAUCAGCCAGGACCUCCGCCAGAUCCGGCAGGAGCUGCAGAAGACGGAGGCCUUGAAGAAGCAAGCCCAGGAGGAGACCAAGAGCGUGCUGCAGGUGGCCAACGGCCUCAAGAGGCGCUACCGGAAGCUGGAGAACCACUACGAGGCGCUGGCCAAGCAGGUGGCCUCGGAGAUGAAGUUCGUGCAGGAGCUGGUGUGGUCCAUCGAGCGGGAGAAGCUGCAGAGCGGCGAGGGCGACGGCAGCAUCCGCUAGUCUUCUCGUGCCUCUGGAUGCUGCGCUCG